AUGAAGGUUCUAGCUGUUCUAUUGGCGGUAUGUUUGGUGGGACAAUGCCACUGCGGAGAUAAUGACAAGGUCGUGGAAGCACAGCUUCCGUCUGAAAAGGUCCUCGACAUUGUGAAUCUGGACUCCUCCAAUUUCACACUUUUUGAAUGCAAUGACAAUGGGAAUGAAAUCAUCUUUGUGAUCCCUCGCAAUGAUGUAUCCGUAGACAUGGUAGUUUGUGGCGAGACGACAAUUUGGACUCCUGGAGAGGAUGAAGAAUUUGAAUACGCCAAGUUAUUCCUGAGUGAAGGACAAGUUCGCGUCCUCCUGAUAGCAAAGAGUAAAGAGCGCUAUGCAGUAGGCAUGUGGUUCGAGAAGGAUGAAGACAAAUGGGUUGAUUGUUCCAAUACGCACUCCAAAAAGAUCAAGGCUAUUAGGGCACCCUGUGCGAGGACGACCACAUUUACCCUCAAUAUCGAGGAGGAUGAGGAUACUGAGGACUGCAAAAUAUUCAACGUUAGUUUGUUCGGGACUCCAAUGAGACUCUACUACGCCAGACCUGGCCACCACAUCACAAAGAUCAUGCACAAUGGCACGUACGUCUGGGAGGCUGGAGAGGAUGAAGAAGAUGUAUCUACAUCGUGCAACCUCUACAUCAAAGACGGUGAGCCUCAAAUAUUCGUGAUUGCCAUUGUGAAUGGGGAAGACUAUUUAUAUCUGGAAAGAGAGGGUAAAUAUUGGGAACCCAUGACCCUGGAGGAAUUCAAGGAGACUAGAAGCCUGCUGAUUGGCCUAAGCUACAUUACAGGAGACAAGGCUGGGAAGGAACUGGUAGAACCUGUAAACAUUCGACCCUGGUGGAGUGGGUGGUUAUCUGCAAUGGCCAACGGAUUGUCCAGAAUAGCUCAACACAUUCCUCUCGUCUCCUAUUCUGAAAUCUUGGAUUCCUUUGAUAUAGGCAUAGAUCCGACGGAUGAAGAUGAAUACAAGUUUCCAGAAGGGAAGAAACGUGAGAGAGCAAAAGACCUUUGCCCCGAGAAUGAAUCGGAGGAGGCAGCCAAUGCACUUCGGAAGAGAAGUAGCAGAUCGAAAAAUUCUCUAGAAGAUGAGGAAGAUUGA
Molecule: messenger RNA, 1098 nt
Organism: Theileria equi strain WA
Lineage: Eukaryota; Apicomplexa; Aconoidasida; Piroplasmida; Theileriidae
Product: signal peptide containing protein
Exons: 1
Coding region: 1-1098 (365 amino acids)
Source: RefSeq, a predicted model, not a curated record